GUCAGUAGAGGAAGGAGAAAAGCAAAACUAGCCAAAAACCUGCCUGUUUGUCCACGUUACUAAAUAGCUCUCAGUUCCUUUAAAUAGCCUACAGCAAAGAAACCCGAUCUUGGGAGUUUUCUCUCAGAAAAAAAGAGACAUGGCCCUUUAAAUGUUAAGCCGAACCCCUUCUAUGCAGAAGUGAGUGACGUUGUUUACCUGUCGGCAGGUAGAUUCGGGUGUUACUGCGGGAGAGGCUGAUGAUGCAUAUUUUCAAAAGGAGUUUUAACAUUUUUACAGAGACAGAAGUUGGAUUAUAGUACAUUCGUAAUAGAUACCUAUUGGAUUUAUAGUUUUGAAAUCUGCGGUGCCUAUUUUAUCAGCGCUUCGCGAGACUGAUUUGCAUAAAUCCUGAAAGGUUUUUGCCACAACAUACGGGAAUUCUCGAACAGGUGCCUGAAGGGGAAGUACAGUGGCUAAAAAGUGUCCAUCUGGAUGAGAUGCGAUGGGAAAAUCAUCGACAUGACAGAAAAUUGUGUUUGAUGACCUCACUUCACCAUCCGAUGUUAUAUGCCUACUAUUCAGGAAAUAAGUAGACUUUUCAAACAGGAUGGCAUUAAAGCGUUCGUCUUCCAUGAAGACCCAGCUGGUCGAUGCCAUCCAGCUUCAGGAAGUGGAGCUGGAGGAGGAGAUCAACACCCGUAGCAGUAAUAACACUCCUGCCGAAGCUGCUGAGGCCAAAGCCCAAACAGAACCGAAAUGCUACACCGUGGAGGAGGCUGUGGAGACCAUCGGCUUUGGACGCUUCCAUAUAUUGCUUUUUGUCAUCAUGGGUAGUGCCAAUAUAGUGGAGGCAAUGGAGAUCAUGUUGUUGGCUGUGGUUUCUCCUGAGAUCCGCUGCGAAUGGCGUCUGGAGGAUUGGCAGGUGGCCCUGGUCUCCACGAUGGUGUUUCUCGGUUUCAUGGUCUUUGGGGUCCUCUGUGGCUAUGUUGCUGACAAAUAUGGACGUUGGAAGGUGGUGUUUGGAGGCUUUAUAUGGGCAUCAUAUUUUUCUCUGCUCACUUCAUUCUCUCCAUCGUAUGGCUGGUUCAUCUUUCUACGCUGUAUGGUGGGCUGCGGUGUCGCGGGAACAUCUCAAGGGUUUGUCUUGAAGACUGAAUUCAUCCCGGCCAAAUACAGAGCGUUUCUGCUGCCUCUUGCCUCAAUCUUCUGGAUGCUGGGAUCUAUGCUUAUUAUUAUUCUCGGUAUGACGGUGGUGCCCACGAUGGGUUGGCGCUGGAUGAUCCGUUUUUCUAUCAUCCCCAGCAUCAUUCUCAUUGGACUCUUCAUGUUUAUUCCCGAGUCUGCACGGUUCCAGGUCUCAGCAGGGAACAUACAAGGAGCCAUGUCUACCCUUAACUGGAUCGCAAAGAUGAAUGGCGCCACCUUACCUGAAGGAGAACUACGGGAACCUGAAGUGACAGAAAGAGGAAAUGCUGUCACUCUGAUCAGCCCGGCUUUUAGAAGAACAUCACUUUUGCUGUGGUACUCAUGGUUUGUGGCCUCCUUCUCUUAUUAUGGCUCGGUUCUGAGCAGUUCUGAGUUAUUGGAGAAGAAUCUUCUGUGCAUGACAGACGCUGAUCCAGAGCACCAGAUCAAACACAACCAGGAGGAGGCACUGUGUUACUGUAUCCCAUUCAACAUGGCUGAUUACCAGACUCUCCUCAUCAGCUGUCUGGGCGAGGUGGCACUCAUACCCCUCAAUAUUGGCUUGUUAAAUAUAUUUGGGCGGAAGCCCAGUAUGGUCAUACUUCUGGUGCUGUCGGCGAUUUUCUUCAUGCUUGUUAAUAUCUGUACAACAAUGUUUGGUUUCACUGUACUGCUCUUCCUUCUCCGCUCUGUGGUUUCCAUGAAUUUUAAUGCGGUCUAUAUUUACACAGCAGAGGUUUAUCCCACGGCUGUGCGCUCACUUGGAAUGGGCUUUUGCACAUCCUUCAGUCGAGUUGGAGGAAUGAUCGCACCUUUUAUUGCACAGGUGUUAAUGUCUAAGUCUGUAAUUCUGGCCCUGUCACCGUUCGCCACAGCAUGUGUGAUUUGUGCGGUGGGAGUGGCAUUUUUGCCCAUUGAGACCAGAGGACGUGCAUUACUGCAAGAUGCCUGAAAUACGCCUGAUGGAAAUGAAGGACAAUUGCACUUUGUAACAAAACAUGAUCUCAUAUUAAAGCUGGAACAAUUUUCUAUGAAUUUUAAUGUUGCCUGUUUUGCGUUUUCAUGAAUAAUUUAGCAAAAUCUGUUAAAACACUAUUUC
Cyprinus carpio (common carp) is the source of this 2266-nucleotide messenger RNA. Its product is annotated as SVOP-like. Lineage: Eukaryota; Metazoa; Chordata; Actinopteri; Cypriniformes; Cyprinidae. Gene Ontology annotation, cellular component: membrane. The record is from RefSeq and is a predicted model, not a curated record. Gene Ontology annotation, molecular function: transmembrane transporter activity. Gene Ontology annotation, biological process: transmembrane transport.